GCGCGUAGUGCGCGUUAUGGGAGCGGCGGCACUACGUGCCAAAGGGGAAGUUCGUUCCCGUUAAAGCUCCAAGGAAUGAUGUCUGUCUAAAACAAACGAACAGACUAUUUCCGUGUUUAUACACUACGACACCUUGGAAAGAGUGACUGCUUACCAAUAGAGUUCGAAUAAUUGCUCAAUUGACAUGUCCACCACCAUCACCAACGCAAAUGGAGUCGUGGUAGUCACACAGGUCUUUUCUCAAAGUGAAAGCGGCCAAAUCACUGUCCCGGCACCACAAGUUAAACGUGAAGUCCCUUAUUCAGCACCUGCUGAGCCAAGUAAGGUUUCUGAAAUGACAAGGAUAUUCCUGCGCGGCGAGCCGCAAUCCCUUGGGAUUGUACAGAUUUUCAUUGGAAUGUUGUUCGUGUUGGUGAGCUUGACCGGGAUCAUCUCUCCCACCCUGCAUAUCCAGGCACCUCUUUUCCUGGGAGUUUCAUUUGUCAUAUCUGGAUCUUUAUCUGUGGCUGCUCGUAAAGGGAAAAGUCUGGGUAUGAUUAGAGCAACUUUGGCUCUGAACAUCAUCAGUGCCAUUGUUAGUCUGGCUGGAAUUGGAUAUCUCAGUUUACUGCUGGCUACAGCCUCCAGUGACAGAAUCUGUGAUAUUUCACAUGACGAUGACGAAAACAAUUCAAGAUGGAGAGAGAAAUGCAGGUGGAUGGCCUGGAAACUGACUAGUCUGCUGUGCGGGAUCUGGGGCCUGCUGCUGGUCCUCACGGUAGUGGAAGUCUGUGUUUCGAUCUCUGGCGCCGUCUUCUCUGGAAAAGCCAUUCACCGCCGUGGGAUGCACAGCAUUGUGGUGAUGGUUGAGAAUGGAUACACCCCAGUCCCAGUGACCAGCGCUGCUUCUGUGUCUAGUGACGUUGCCCUCCUGAACGGCAGCGAUGACGACGCAGUCCCUGCCCCUCCAGCAUACCAUCCCUGAGGGCCUUCUACUGCCUCUACAUGGUGCAGCUCAUCGCACCAUUUCUUGUGGCACUUCUAGCAGCAAAUUACAUGUGGUUAUAGUAUGCAAAUAUAUUUACGCAAUCACUGAAGCAUUUCUGAACUACUUUAAGCAUUUUCCCUCCACUAUGCAGAAUGUUCUGUCGUCAUAUAAUGAUUGACAUUGUGUUGAAGGAUUUUUUCUAUUAGUUUAAAAAGCUAAUGCAUGUUGUUGGUCUGUCAAACACUUUCAUAUAGAUCUAAUGUUUUUACUAUAAACAUUCUGAUUCAUUUAAUCUAUUCCAUUAAAUAUAAUACAGACACAAUUGAUUCCUAAGAUACAAUGGCCUACCGAUACUUUAACAUAGGCCUAAAUAUAGGUCUAAUAACAUUGGCACUUCUCACAACCACUAUUUUAUACGGACUGUGUAAAGGAGUUGUUUCCAGGCCGGGUUAGUUGGUCAGUUUAUCAGCUUCAGCUCAUCGGUCUUCACAAGAACUGACCUAAUCAUGCUUGUUGAAAUAUUCUAUUGGGCUAAUUGUGUCAGUAGUUUCCGAAAAUGAGCAUCAAUAAUUUAAGAUUAUUUAAGUGUUAAUACAUUUUUCAUGGCAAAUAAAUUUUGAUUACAAACAACGACAUCAUUUUUAUUAUUCUACACAAUACACAUCACUUGGCGCUAGAUGUCUCCCUCCUCCUAAGUAAGCAAACAUCACUCUCGAUGCGAACGGAGUUUUGUCAGGUCCGUCUAUGUUGAGUUCAUGGGUCCGCGGCUUUCUCCCUGUCCGCGAGGUGCUGAUCAUGAAGCAGUAGCCAUUUUGAAACACAAAUCGUUCACAGUACACCCGCCCUGAAACCUGGAACUAUGCCGCGGGGCCGGCCUCGAAAACUGAGGGAUAAAACCACCAACGGAGCAGCAGACCUCUCUGAGCAGAAGGCUGACAGCUCCAGUCAUGGAGAGACCAGGGACAUCAGGUGCUCUGUGUGUUCCCAGAGCUUCAGCACUGAGAGCCAGCUACAACGGCACCACAGAGAACACCAGGCCAACGACAAGCCUCAUCGCUGUGACCAGUGUCCUCAGACGUUCAACGUGGAGUUCAACCUCACCCUCCACAAGUCGACGCACACAACCUCCAACCCCACCUGCCCCGUGUGUCAGAAGAGGUUCUCGCGCGUGGCCAGCCUCAAGUCCCACAUCAUGCUGCACGAGAAAGAGGAGAACCUGAUCUGCACCGAGUGCGGGGAUGAGUUCAUCCUGCAAAGCCAGCUGUCUCUCCACCUCGAGGAGCAUCGGAAGGAGCUGGCCGGCAUCAAGGUCUACACCUGCAAGACCUGCGGCAAGGACUUCAAGAUGGCCGCACAGCUCAAGGAGCACAUGAAGAUCCAUGUCAAGAUGAGGGCAUUCACAUCAAAUUCCAGAAACUACAAAAAGAACAUAGAUCGCAGUGGGUUCACCAAUCGUUGUCAGCACUGCGGAAAGACCUUCAAAAAGCCAAGUCAACUCGUCCGGCACAUUCGCAUCCACACCGGCGAGAGACCCUACGUUUGCCCCAACUGUGGGAAGUCCUUCAACCAGAAGGUGGUUCUGCAGACCCACAUGGUCAGGCAUACUGGGGAGAAGCCACACCUCUGCAUGUUCUGCCCUGCCUCCUUCUCCCAGAAGGGCAACCUGCACUCCCACGUACAGAGAGUCCACUCUGAGGCUAAGGGGGUGCCUCUCUUCCCUUGCAUGGACUGCAGCUGCGUGUUCAAGAAGCUCGGCAGUCUCAACGCCCACAUCAGCAAAAUGCACAUCUCCAUAAUAGACGAGCCGUCUAACACACAGGAGGUGGAGGAGACGUGUGGGGGGGGCGCGGGGUCAGAGGGCAGCGAGGUGGUGACCGACGUGAUCCAGCAGCUUCUGGAACUCUCCGAGCAGGUGGCCGGGGAGAGUUCCCAACCACAGGCCCAGGAACAGGCCAUCACAAUGGAAACCGCCAUCAACCAAGACAUCUUGCAGCAAGCCCUGGAGAACAGCGGGCUCAGCGUGGUCCAGUCUCAGAGCGGCCAGAGCCACGCCACCGGGGGCGCUGUCUCGGACGGCAAGAAGCUGCCCGGCCAGGAGAAAUCUGCCAAGAAGGAAAAAAGGAACAUUUUCAAGAAGCCUGUUCAGAUGCCAGGCUCCAUCAGAGAGGAGAAUGGCGUGCGCUGGCAUUGUUGCCCCUACUGCUCCAAGGAGUUCCGGAAGCCCAGCGACCUUGUGCGCCACAUCCGCAUCCACACCCACGAGAAGCCCUUCAAGUGCAAGCAGUGCUUCAGGGCGUUUGCGGUGAAGAGCACCCUGACGGCCCACAUGAAGACCCACUUGGGCAUCAAGGCCUUCAAGUGCCCGUUCUGCCUCAAGUGCUUCUCCACCUCGGGCAGCAUGAAGGUCCACAUGAGACUGCACACAGGAGUGCGUCCCUUCCCGUGCCCGCACUGUGAGAAGAUCUUCCGCACGUCGGGCCACAGGAAGACGCACAUCGCCUCGCACUUCAAGAGCCUGCAGCAGAGGAAGCACAAGUUCCCCCGCAAGACGCACAAGGCCAAGGUGUCCAAGAGCAACCUGCCCCUGCCGGACAUACCCCUGCAGGAGCCCAUUCUCAUCACCGACCUCGGUCUGAUCCAGUCCCAGAAUCCCCGUCUGUCUCUGCAGCACUACCUGGACAUGGUGGACAGCGACCGGCCCUACAAGUGCCUCUACUGCAGCAAAGCUUACAAGAAGUCCAGCCACCUCAAACAGCACGUCAGGUCUCACACGGGCGAGCGGCCGUACAAGUGCCUGCAGUGCAGCAAGGGCUUCGCCUCGUCCGGCGUGCUCAAGGCCCACAUCCGGACGCACUCGGGCCUCAAGGCCUACAAGUGUCUGAUGUGCGACACCACCUUCACCACCAGCGGCAGCCUGCGGCGUCACAUGACCACGCACAGCGACCUCCGGCCGUACAUGUGCCCCUACUGCCAGAAGACCUUCAAGUCGUCGCCCAACUGCCGCAAGCACAUGAAGACACACAGGUAUGAGCUGGUCCAGCAACUCCAGCAGCAGCCCACAGACGACCCCAUGGGCGGAACCACCGUGUCCCAUGACAUGCAGGUGGAGAUCGAGGCCGACGCCCUCCAGGCCCAGGCCCCUCCCUCCGCGGGCGGCGAGCAGGAGAGCAUGCUGGGGCUGGGCCAGGGGGCGGGGGUGGGCGGUGGACAGCAGGUGGCGCUGGAGACCCAGCUGAGCGACCAGGGAGAGGACACCUUUGUUACAACUCAACAUGUGAUGCCUCAGACCAUUAGCCAGUUUGAGACGCAGUCCCUACCUCAGCCUGCCUUUGACCAGCAAGCUCUUACACAAGGUUUCACCAUUACAGAAAGUUAUGCCCAGCCCCAGUUCACCAACGUCCAACAACUCCAGGACUCCAGCACUCUGGAGUCCCAGGCCCUGUCCUCCAGCUACCCCCCCCAGAACCUGCUCCACGUCCCCAGCUCCGAGGUGGCCAGAGGCCUCCUCCAGGACCCCCCCGAGGCUGAUGUGCAGCUCAGCGGCCAGAUUCAGGACUACCAGGACGACAGCGAGGAGAACGGCAAACGGGCCUACAGGUGCAACUGGUGCAGCAAAGGCUUCAAGAAGUCGAGCCACCUGAAGCAGCACAUCCGCUCGCACACGGGGGAGAAGCCCUUUAGGUGCAACCUGUGUGGCCGGGCCUUCGUGUCGGCGGGGGUUCUCAAGUCCCACCUCAACACACACACGGGGGUGAAGGCCUUCCGGUGCAACGUGUGCGGCGCCUCGUUCACCACCAACGGCAGUCUGAACCGUCACAUGAUCAUCCACAUGAAGCCCUACAAGUGUCCCAUGUGCGAGGAGAGCUUCCGGAGCAGCCUGCUCUGUCGCAAGCACCUGAAGAAGGCGCACGCGCUGGAGGACCGAGGCCUGGAGGAAGAGGACGUGGAGGAGGAGGAGGAGCGCGACCAGCUGGCCGCCAAGAGGAACCGCGCCGACAUCAUCACCUUCACGGAGGAGCAGGCGGCCGAGCUGGCCAAGACCAGCCCCGGGGAGGAGGCGUCCGUCUCGGAGAAGGUGCUGGCCCAGUCCGCGGCGGAGAGGGACCGCAUCAGCGAGAUCAAGGACAAGGCCGUGGAGCUGGAGACGGAGCCCAAGUUCGCCAACUGCUGCAACUUCUGUCCCAAGAGCUUCAAGAAGCCCAGCGACCUCGUCAGGCACAUCCGUAUCCACACAGGAGAGAGGCCGUUCAGGUGCGAGGAGUGCGGCAAGACCUUCACAGUCAAGUCCACCCUGGACUGUCACGUGAAGACUCACACAGGCCAGAAGCUCUUCAACUGCCACAUGUGCAACACCUCCUUCUCCACCAAGGGCAGCCUGAAGGUGCACAUGCGCCUGCACACGGGCUCCAAGCCCUUCAAGUGCCCCUACUGCGAGCUGCGCUUCCGCACCUCGGGCCACCGCAAGACCCACAUCCAGUGCCACUCGAGGCCCAGCUCGGAGGGCCGCAAGGCCAAGCGGGCAGCCUCUGCCCGGGCCCAGCAGGCCGCGGAGCAGGACCAGGCCUCGGCCCAGCAGGUCCAGACGGGCGCCGAGGGGCUCCACCUGCUCCAGACCAGCUCGUCUGACCCCAACCUCUACCUCCCGGCCAACCAGGUCCUCACGGGCCAGUUUGACCAGAGCCUGCUGCAGCAGGGCCUGGUUGGACAAGCUAUCCUGCCUGCCUCCAUGUCAGGGGGGGACCUGACCGUGUCUCUGUCGGAGGGCCUGGCCACACUAGAGGGGAUCCACCUGCAGCUGACCUCAGCUAACCUGGUGUGCCCCAACGUCCAGAUCUCUGGGAUCGACACCAGCAACAUCAACAACAUCACCUUGCAGAUCGAUCCAGCCAUCCUCCAGCAGACCCUCCAGCAGGGCGGCCUCCUCUCUCACUCCCUGACCUCUGACGCCGGCCUCACCUCCCACCUGGCCUCCGGCGACCCCGGGGGGCUGCCCGCCAACGUGGUGCUCCAGCCCCUCACCAGCCUGGCGCUGCAGCCCUCCAGCAUGGCCCCCUCCGGCACCACCAUGGGGGGCCUGGGAGAGCCAGACGGCUCAGGUUCCCAGGAGCUGGCUCACGUGAUGAGCUCGGGGCUGGUGCCGGGUGGAGCCGGGGGCCAUGAGAUCACCCUGACCAUCAACAACUCCAGCCUGACUCAGGCUCUGGCCCAGGCCCAGGCAGCCGGGGCGAGCGCCGGAGCAGGGAACCCUCAGGAGAUCACCCUCACCAUCUCAGGUCAGGACCUGCUGUCACAGCCCGGCCCCUCCGCUGGAGGGGAGAUGAGCGGUGGCAUCAGACUAACGUCUCCCCUCGUAACCCAGACGGCCAACGCCACCCUGACCCUCAGCAAUGACCACCUCCUACCUCAUAGUACCUCCAACGCUGGCGUGACCGUCACCAGCCUGCCGUCCGGCACCGCCCUAUCACAGACUGCCGUGUCACAGAGCCUGGUGAUGUCAUCAGGGAGCGUGGUGGAUGGAAGCGUGACCCUGACCCUGGCCGACACGCAGGGCAUGCUCGAUGCAGUCACAUUGAACCUGAACGCACAGGGUCAACAGUUUCCUGCAGUGCUGAACGAGGCUGGUCUCUCGGGGCAACCCGCUGGCUCCACACAGCAGGUCAUCCUCGUUAGCCACGCCCCCAACGCCCCUGAGCAAUCAUCCGACAACGGCUUCAGACUGGCCGAGGCGGCCCAGGUGUGUGUGAAGGCGUCGGAGGCGGAGCCUCCCAAACAGAACCAGUGUUUCUACUGCGACCAGGUGUGCCAGAGCGCCAACACGCUGAGACGGCACUGCCGGCAGGCCCACGGCAAGGAGCGCUGCCACGUCUGCCGGGCCUGCGGCAAGGCCUUCAAGAGAGCCACACACCUCAAGGAACACGAGCGCGUGCACAAGCGAGGCCCCUCCCCCAGCUCCCGCAGGCCGCGCCACUUCAACUGCACUGUCUGCGUCAAGGCCUUCACCAAACCCAGCCAGCUGGAGAGACACAAUCGCAUACACACAGGAGAGCGUCCAUUCAAGUGUGAGCAGUGCGACAAGGCGUUCAACCAGAAGAGCUGCCUGCAGGUGCACAUGGUGAAGCACACGGGAGAGAAGCCCUUCAAGUGUGAGGUCUGCAGCAUCGGCUUCACCCAGAAGAGCAACAUGAAGUUACACAUGAAGAGGCUGCACGACUAUGGUGAGGAACACAGACGCAAGCCUACACACACACACGAGCCUAAUCCUGGUGGAGACAUCCAGGGCCAAUUCCCGGAGCUCCACUUGGAAGAGGUUGUCCAGGAGUCGUCCGGAGACUGGCAGUGCAGCAUGCCAGGCGUCUUCCCCUAGUCGCCCUCUGAAGCGACUCACACACCACCGAGGCAUCAUGGGUCAUGUAGUUCACACAACUACCCCAACUACUACUAGCCACUGUUAGUUGCAUGCUUUUGUGAACAAACUGCACUUUUUCUGAACGUGUCCUUCCCAGGCUUACAAAGGUUUUUCGCGUCGGAAACAGACAAAACAAUCGUGCUAUUUGUGUCUUUCUGUUUCAAAGAAGGUCAACAUAGAUUAGACUAAAACCUGGGAAGAAUAUGCAAGGUCUUCGUUCUUUCUUCUCAGGCUUUUGGGACUGUUACAUUAAUUCCCUUGUUCUAGUUCGAAGGCAACCCUCGUCCAAAAUAUCAGAGAGGACAGAACUCUGAGGAAAGUUAGCUUUCAGAUAUGUUUGGCAUCGGGUGUUGCCGUCCACUCUCAUGUUCGUCCCGUGCCAGCCUCUCAAAGCCAAGGAACAGGCAAUGUCCAAACGCAGCGCUUUUGUGCAGUUUACUGAGGGGGAAAAAAGUUUUCUUCUCUCCUUUUCAUGACAUUAUAUUUUUGUAUGUUUAUAUUCUACCGUUUUUGUAAAAGGCAAGCUAAAUCUACUUUGUUUAGUUUUGUCGAAUGUUCUUUUGCCAUAUAAAAUGGAAGGUGGCCUUGAAUGGGUCUAAGUGCUAACAAGGGUAGCUUAAAUGUUCCCCUCCAAGAUGAAAAGGUGCUCCUCUUCGUCUCUGUAUGAGAACCCCAGAAAAAAUAACUCUAUAGAACAUUUAGCAGGUUCUAACUAGAAUCUAUGUUUGACAAAACGAUGUAGAGUUGACCUUGUGAAACCACUAUAGACGUCUUCUGUGUAAACAUCUUCCGCUGAACCAUGACCAUGAGUGGCAUGAGGCUGACAGAAUUCAUGCACAACCCUUUUUUAUACAAUAUUUUAUUUUGUAAAUAGUGUACGAUAGAUGCCUAUUUUCUGAUGGUAAGGGUGAACAAGCUCUUUGUCCAGCUAUGCCAGUGUACAAAGACUAUAAGCUGUUGAGUUUUAGUUAGGCGAGAAUGUAUUUUUUAAUGUUCAGAAAAUGUUUAAUAAAACAGAUUUUCUACUUC
Molecule: messenger RNA, 8402 nt
Organism: Hypomesus transpacificus
Lineage: Eukaryota; Metazoa; Chordata; Actinopteri; Osmeriformes; Osmeridae
Product: zinc finger protein 236-like
Exons: 38
Coding region: 1827-7331 (1834 amino acids)
Biological process (GO): regulation of transcription by RNA polymerase II
Cellular component (GO): nucleus
Molecular function (GO): DNA-binding transcription factor activity, RNA polymerase II-specific; RNA polymerase II cis-regulatory region sequence-specific DNA binding
Source: RefSeq, a predicted model, not a curated record